GACCUAGUUGCGUUGUAGCUCACCGUAUUGGAGUAGGCGCACAACAAUUGAAACUGCCAUAAAGUGAAAUGUAUUAUAACCGCUGCAUUAGUUUAAACCUGACCAGAAUAUUAAAUGGUGUAUAAGAUUUAACCCUACAACCGCUACAGCCAGAACUCAACAGUCUCUACUGCGCAGAGCGUCGGCGCAGGUUGUUGCCGUUGACAACACGGCGGUGACGGUGUCACAGCGGCGUUCACGUGACCGGGAAAAACAAACGCGCGACGAUUUGUGACCUAUUGUGCACUGAAGAAGCAUAUUGGUGUUUAGUUGGAUACUGAGAUCUUGAAAGUGUUGGCCUUUGGUGCUUUUAUUUUACAAACGAUCCUGUGAUUGUACUGAACAGUAAAGUAGUGGUUUGACUUGGUAUAAUGCAAAGUAACGCCAGAAGUUCAGAUUCACUAAGACCUCGACCAAGCAGCAUCACAAGUGUUGGUGAAACAAAACGAGUGCGCAAAGUUCCCACCAGGAAGGUUCCUUACAGAGUUGGAUACAGCUGGAAUAAAGGUGGAAGACUCAAAGAGCUGCGAAUAAGGCACUUGGCAAGGAAGUUUCUGAAGAUAUGGAUACGGAACACCUUUGGUCGAAUUCUUCCUCAUGAAGCCAAGCUCUACUAUAACAGUGUGGUCCUGAGACGAGCCUUUGAAGGAUGGAGAGAUGAGUGGUGGGCGUCCAGGAGGGAGUGGAGUCUCACACUGCGGGCCGAGUGUCACUACAGGUAUUACCUGUAUAACUGGACAUUUAACAGUUGGCGAAAGUUUAUAUCAUUGCAGAGGGAAAAGAAGGCUAAAGUGCAGCAUGCUCAAGCGUUUGCUGACAAGCAACGGAUGCGUCUGGUUUGGGACAGAUGGGAGGUUUUCACAGAGAUGAGGAGAAUGAAGAACAAAAUGCUUGAAUCAGCUCUUGAGCACAGCAGGCUCUCAACUAUGCAUUCAGUGUGGAGCAUUUGGCAGAUGAGGCUACAGCAGCAUCAAGACCUUUAUACUAUAGAGGAAAAAGUUCUGAACAGGAGAACACUGACCUCACAGAAGAGGGCUUGGCUUAAAUGGAAAGAAAUGCACUCAGCUGCUCGUCAUCAGAAAGACAAAGAAUCCAAAGCUGCACUUCACUUCAACCGAACUCUGAAAAGAAGAACAUUGACUCAGUGGAUAAAUUAUAUCUCCUGUUGCCAGACCAAAAAGACAAAACAAGCUGUGGCUCAGCAAGUCUGUUGUUUCCACCUUUUGCGAAAGUGUUGGAGUAAAUGGAGCAGCGCACUGGAAGACAAACAGUCCAAAGAGACCCGUUUGCAAGUGGCAGAACAUUUGGCCAUACAGAGCGUCCAGCGCCGAGCACUGGCACGCUGGAGAGCUUACAUGACAUUCUGCAGAGAAGAGGCUGAAAGAAACCAGAUAGCAACUCAGCAUCUCCAACAUCAAUUACUGCGUGCUGGAUUGCGGGGCUUUUCUCUUAAUGCCAUGCAGAACAAAGCAUACAGACUGAACAACAACAUGGCUGUUCAGCAUCGACAGCAAACAAUGAUGAGCAGGUACUGGAAAUUAUGGCAGGGCCGUCUGGAGGAAGCUGAAGACCAGAGUUUUCAACCGCUCACAGAGAUGGCUCAGACUAACUACAGUGUUUUGCUGUUGAGCAGCUGUUUUCAACACUGGAGAGAGAAACUUGCUGACCAGAGACACAUGCAGGAAUUGGAGCUUCGUGCAGACAUUUGGUUUGUAGACCGCACGUUACCUCGGUGUUUCAAGUCAUGGGUCGAGUUCACUCUGCAGAGACGACUGCAUAAACGGAGAAAACACAGAGCUGAAGUCUACAAUCGACAGCGUCGGUACUCUUGGGUGUUUUACACCUGGUGGGGACGGUCAGAGAAGCACAAGGAGGAAAUGCUUUCUGAGCGGAUGGCAAUUCUUCACGAGGAACGAUGUCACAUGCAGAGAGCCUGGGCUCGAUGGAGACACCGCACACAACAACAGGUGAAAGAGGCGGAGAAGCAGGAGGCUUCACAACACCUGUACCUGCACAGACUUCUCCAGAAGACGAUGACCCAGUGGAAGGACAACAGCGCUGAGAUACGAGAAAGGAGACACCGAGAGCAGCAGGCCUGCCAUCAGGAUGACCUGCGCUGCAUGAGAUGGGCUGUAGAAAAAUGGAAAAAGUUUGUUCAGAGCCAGAGGGUGAAGAAAAACAAGCUGGAGCAGAUGCAGCAUUACCAUGAAGUUAAACUUCUCAAACACUCCUUUGUGGCCUGGAAGAAACACCAUCUGCAGAUGUCUCAUGUGUAUGACCAUGCAGAGGAACUUUACAAGCAGCAAAUGCAGCGUUUCCUCAGGCAAGUUCUCGCUGUGUGGAGGGAAAACGCAGCACUGAUGACAGAGGUCCGAGUGGCAGAGCAACAAGCACAGAACCACUUUAAGCACCGACUUCAACUUAAGGUGUUUCUUGCUUGGAGAGAAGUAACUAAAUGUGCAGUGUUGAAACACCACCAGCAGGAGGAAGCACUGAGCAGGGCUCGGAGCUCUAUAAAUCAAGUGCAGCUGCUGCAGUUUUUCAAACAGUGGCGGAAACAAACCGCGGAGGCUCGAAGUGAGAGGAUGUGCAUGGAAAAGGCCAGACGGCACCACAAUUCCAAACUCCUGUCUAAAACUCUGAAAGCAUGGAACAGAUACCACUACCAGCACCAGAAAAAUAAGGUGAUGAAACGACAAGGAAUCUUGUUACUGAGAUUAAAAAUGUACCAGACAUAUUACGAACAAUGGAAAAUGAAGCUGCAGCACAGACGGAGGGAAGCUAAGCAGACAGAACGAGCUCUCUGGCACUGGGCCCUGACUCUGCAGGCCAAGGUGUUGUAUGGCUGGAGGUUGUGGGUCACAGAGCAGCACAGGGAGCAAGAACAAACAGCCAGAGCUGCACAGGUCUACAGAGACCAGCUGCUGAGGGAGGGCGUCACAUGCAUCCUCACAUACGCUGCUCAUAUGAGCGAUCUCACAACGAGCCUCACGCAACGCAGCCAAGAGCAAAGAUCGCAACGUCUCCAGAGAGUUGUUAGACGUUGUGCCAUGCGGUGGAAGCAGCGAGCGCUGUGCAAACCACGAAGAGAGCGAGAGGUCAGAGCGCAACCACCGAAAAAGAGCGUGACCUUCUGUUUGACUGCACCUGCACUGAACAGCAUAUCCUCGUCUGACUCAGCAGAGCACGUAGCGGAAGAUGAACUGCUUAGCAAGCUGGUUCUUAACAGAACACCUCGGCGUCAGCCACGUCGCCACCAGAAGCUCCUUGAAUCGCCAGUGAAAGCGUUGGAACCAACAGGCACCCAGAAACAAACUGGCAGCACCAGCAGUGAGGCAUCUUCGUUUGAGUUCAGGUUUCCUUCACAGGAUGACCGUCUUGCACUGUCGUCCUGCCUCCAUCCUGCUAAAGUCCCUGUUACCUCUACACAUCAGAGUCCCCUCAGAUCUACUGUAUCCUCCUCUGAACCUUGCAUGCCCACCUUGGACUCUCCUCAGGAAGCCCAACACCAAGAGCUCCUUUUACCUCCUUCUGCUUUCAUGACUGCUGAGACUCUGAAUACGUUGGGGAACGGCAGCAGCUCAGAUCUUGGAGAUGCUCCUCUUGUGCCUUUUCACCAGUUUAUCACUUCAUUUAAACACCACUCAUCAACCCAUCCAGAAAUACAUGUGAGGGCUUCCAGUGGAGAAACUGAGAUUCCUCAUGUAGAAGCUGAUGCAACAUCAGGUCUGACAAAAGAGCUUCUCAGCAUUCGCCUAGAGAUGAAGAGCUUCCUGCAGGAGAGAAAGCAACUCCGGGCAUGGCGAAAACUGCAAGAGGUAUUACAGAGUUGGCUGCAGACCAGUGGAAAGGACGAACAUAUGGAAAAAAAUGCAGUUUGUCAAGAGUUAAAGGAGUUGGAAGAGCGCAUCGACAGACUGUCCACCGAGCUGGAAAAACGGAGACCAGGGAUGCUGCUGCACACAGAGAGAGUCCAACAUUUACAGUCAGCCCUCCACACUUCAGGAGUGUAUUUCCUGUGUCAAGAAGAAAGAGAGAUGGAAAUUAAUAACUCUGUGCUUACAACAUGACAGUGAAGAUCCUCACACACUGCCAAAGUGGUUACACCUGCUGCUUGUCUGGAUGGGUGCAUUUUCAUCUUCAAUAGAUGCAUAUUUUGCUGAAAACUUGCUUAAAUUUUAUACCUUCACUGCACUCAGCUGGUGAGGAAAAGCAGAUAUCUUAACACCGCUGCAAUGCUGGUGGUUCUUUUUAAACGUCCUGAAAUUGAUUCCGUUUAUCCAAAAACAUAAAAACCAAGUACCACGGAGCAGUCUGGAGCUCUCCACUAUAAAAUGACGGAAACGUUGGAUAGGGGUCGUCCUUGUGACAGAUGGUGCGUACUAAAUAUUUUCCAUAUGUGUGCAAAAAGUGACUUUACUGUUUUCAGAGGAGCUGCCCUUGCGCAAUAGGUGUUCCAUUUCCCCGUUAGCGCCAGUGCCUCUAAUUCUUUAGAAAAUCUAUGCCGGAAAAUCGGGGAUUUUGGACUAACAGAGGAGACAGCUGUGUGUUCCACUGUGCUGACUGCAUGAGACAAAUUUGUCUGAAUCUUUGAUCUACAGCAGAGCAGAAUGCGGGGACUUUAUCCCAUUUUACUCAUUUUUGUCUUUGUCUGCUGCGUCAGGGGUGAGUGCUGUUACUAGUAAGUCUAUUUAUUGUCAUUGUUCAGUUAUUUAAUGUUGCUCUUCAGCCCCAGUUUGUUGUUGAAUGUUCUAAGUCUGUCCAUCCCUUUGUUCAUGUUGGCAUUUGUUUGCUGGCAUCAUGUUGGAACUUUUGCUUUCUAGCUUUUUAUUAGAGCUGAUCAUUGAUGUAUUGUAAAAGCUUUUCAGUGUACUGAAAUUUUGCUUGACAUUUCCUUUUAAAAAAUAAAUGCACAAAGAAAUUCAUUAAA
Molecule: messenger RNA, 4969 nt
Organism: Amphiprion ocellaris (clown anemonefish)
Lineage: Eukaryota; Metazoa; Chordata; Actinopteri; Pomacentridae
Gene: sfi1
Product: SFI1 centrin binding protein
Exons: 31
Coding region: 411-4109 (1232 amino acids)
Molecular function (GO): phosphatase binding
Source: RefSeq, a predicted model, not a curated record